AUGAGUCCACCACAGUACUGGUUAAAGUUAAAUGACAGAUUCAAUCAGUCAAAGGUUGAGGACCCUCCAACACCAAAGGAGAUCCCUCAACCAUUCUACACUACAUCAAAGGAUUUGUUGGCAAGGUUGGAGGAGUUGAAGAGGUUGGGCAACGACAGUUACACCAAAAAAGAGUUUGGCUUCGCAACGUCAUACUACUCGAUGGCUAUGCAGUGUUAUGAUCAACUAAACAGAUUCUCAAACAAGUUCAAGAGCUCAUUGACAGAGAAUGAGAUGACGUCAAUCAAGAAGAUGGCAUCGAUCAUCGCGUCCAACUUAUCACUAUCACUCAGCAAACAGAUGCGCAUACCCGAUGCGAACAUAAUGGGUCAGAUGGCAGUCAACUUUGAUCAGACCAAUUGCAAGGCCGUCGUCAGGCUAUGCGACAUCCUUUUCCAGGUUGGCAGACAUGCGGAGGCCAUCCCGAUGCUCAAUCAUGCUCUGUAA
Molecule: messenger RNA, 486 nt
Organism: Acytostelium subglobosum LB1
Lineage: Eukaryota; Evosea; Eumycetozoa; Acytosteliales; Acytosteliaceae
Exons: 1
Coding region: 1-486 (161 amino acids)
Molecular function (GO): protein binding
Source: RefSeq, a predicted model, not a curated record